This is a messenger RNA of Alternaria burnsii, 1362 nucleotides long. RefSeq names its product aspartate aminotransferase. Gene Ontology annotation, molecular function: L-aspartate:2-oxoglutarate transaminase activity; pyridoxal phosphate binding. Lineage: Eukaryota; Fungi; Ascomycota; Dothideomycetes; Pleosporales; Pleosporaceae. Gene Ontology annotation, biological process: L-aspartate biosynthetic process. The record is from RefSeq and is a predicted model, not a curated record. The coding region runs from base 1 to 1362 and encodes 453 amino acids. Gene Ontology annotation, cellular component: cytosol. The transcript is spliced from 3 exons.
AUGCCAGACUCACCUGUCCUCAAACCACUCACCUCCUCCCUCUCCCUCUCCACUGCUUCCACCCAAACUUCUUCCCAGACCCGACUCAACCAGAUCUCCUCGCACAUCGAACCAAUGGCUGCUACCGCUUUCGACGCGAAUGUCGUCCCCCAGGCGCCCGAAGACCCGCUGUUCGGGCUGAUGGCUGCCUUCCGCCGCGACGAGGACCCCAACAAGGUCGACCUGGGCAUUGGAGCCUACCGAGACGACAACGCAAAGCCCUGGAUCCUGCCCGUCGUCAAGAAGGCCGAUGACAGACUCCGCGACGACCCCAGCCUCAACCACGAGUACCUCCCCAUCGCCGGUCUCGCAGAGUUCACAACCGCCUCCCAGAAGCUAGUCCUCGGCGGUGACAGCCCCGCCAUCAAGGAGAAGCGGGUCGCCAGCUUGCAAACCAUCUCCGGUACCGGUGCCGUCCACCUGGGCGCCCUCUUCCUCGCCAAGUUCUACAAGACCAAGAGCCAGCGAACCGCCUACUUCUCAGACCCCACAUGGGCGAACCACUUCCAGAUCUUCUCCAAUGUCGGCCUCGAACACAAGACAUACCCCUACUUCUCCAAGAAGACAAAGGGCCUCGACUUUGAUGGCAUGAUCAGUGCUCUGCAGGAUGCCGCCGAGGGCAGCAUCAUCGUACUGCACGCGUGCGCCCACAACCCCACCGGUGUCGACGCUACGCAGGAGCAGUGGAAGAAGAUUGCCGACGUGAUCAAGUCGAAGAAGCACUUCCCCUUCUUCGACACAGCAUACCAGGGCUUUGCUUCCGGCGACCUCGCAACCGACGGCUGGGCAAUCCGAUACUUUGUCGAGCAAGGCUUCGAGCUCUGCAUUGCGCAGUCAUAUGCGAAGAAUUUCGGCCUGUACGGCGAGCGAGCAGGCUGCUUCCACUUCGUCACCUCUCCUUCCUCCGAUGCUGAGAACACCAUCAAGCGCAUCGCCUCACAGCUCGCCAUCCUCCAGCGCUCCGAGAUCUCAAAUCCUCCCGCCUACGGCGCCCGUAUCGCCUCGACCGUCCUCAACGACCCUCAGCUCUUUGCUGAGUGGGAAGACAACCUCCGUACAAUGUCCGGCCGUAUAAAGGAGAUGCGCAAGGCGCUUCGCAGCAAGCUCGAGGACAUGGGCACACCAGGUACAUGGAACCACAUUACAGAGCAGAUCGGCAUGUUCAGCUUCACCGGCUUAACAGAGCAGCAAGUGCUGAAGAUCCGGGAAGACUCGCAUGUUUACAUGACUAAAAACGGUCGCAUCUCCAUGGCUGGUCUGAACACGCACAACAUUGACUACUUUGCCAAGGCUGUUGACAAGGUCGUGCGGGAGACGCAGUAG